This is a messenger RNA of Mastomys coucha (southern multimammate mouse), 1860 nucleotides long. Its product is annotated as lysine-specific demethylase 4D-like. The record is from RefSeq and is a predicted model, not a curated record. Gene Ontology annotation, cellular component: nucleus. The transcript has a single exon. Lineage: Eukaryota; Metazoa; Chordata; Mammalia; Rodentia; Muridae. Gene Ontology annotation, molecular function: histone H3K9 demethylase activity. The coding region runs from base 1 to 1389 and encodes 462 amino acids. Gene Ontology annotation, biological process: chromatin remodeling.
AUGGCAACCCCUAAGCAGGAUGAGUUCCAGAACCCAGGCUGUACCAUCAUGACCUUCUGCCCAAACAUGGAAGAAUUCUCAGACUUCAGCAAAUACAUCGACUACAUGGAGUCCCAAGGUGCACACCGAGCUGGAUUGGCCAAGGUCAUCCCACCAAAAGAAUGGAGGGCCAGGCAGUCUUAUGAUAAUAUCAGCAACAUCUUAAUAGCAACUCCCCUGCAGCAAGUGGUCUCUGGGCAGGCAGGCGUGUUCACCCAGUACCAUAAGAGGAAGAAAGGCAUGACAGUGGGGGAGUACCGUGAGCUGGCCAACAGCAAAAAAUACCAGACCCCGCCACACCUGGAUUUUGAAGAUUUGGAGAGAAAAUACUGGAAGAAUCGCCUGUUUGGGUCACCGAUUUACGGUGCUGACGUCAGCGGCUCCCUGUUUGAUGAGAACACUCAACAUUGGAACGUGGGCCACCUGGGAAGCCUUUUGGAUGUGUUGAAGCAGGACCGCGGCAUAGUGAUUGAGGGUGUCAACACGCCCUACCUGUACUUUGGGAUGUGGAAGACCACCUUCGCGUGGCACACGGAGGACAUGGACCUGUACAGUAUCAACUACCUGCACUUUGGGGAGCCCAAGACCUGGUAUGCUGUGCCCACUGAGCAUGGCAGGCGCCUGGAGCGCCUGGCCAGGGCACUUUUCCCUGGCAGCUCCCAGGGCUGCCAGGCCUUCCUGAGGCACAAGGUGGCGCUCAUCUCACCCACCGUGCUCAAGGAGAAUGGCAUCCCCUUUGGCCGCAUCACCCAGGAGGCUGGGGAGUUCAUGGUCACCUUUCCCUAUGGCUACCACGCGGGCUUCAACCAUGGCUUCAACUGCGCAGAAGCCAUCAAUUUCGCCACCCCAAGGUGGAUCGACUAUGGCAAGGUGGCAUCUCAGUGCAGCUGUGGGGAGGCCAAGGUGAGCUUCUCCAUGGAUGCCUUUGAGGGGCUCCUGCAGCCUGAGAGCUAUGAGCUAUGGAAACAGCAAGGGGAUCCUAGAGCUAUGCACCACCUGGAGCUCACCUCCUGCCCCGGGCAGGAGCUGACCCAUGGGACCUAUACCCUGGAUCAGGGGAAGCUCACUUCGACCCAGAGGCGUUCCCAUUCGGGACCCCUCAGGAGUCGGGUGAGCAGAGGUCACAAGAGCUGUCCUUACACAAAGGUAGACCCAGAGUCCCUGUGCCUUUUCCCAUCCAAGCUUUUGGCUCUUCCACAAGGGCAAAGAUUCUCCAAGCAAGCUUCUGGAGCCUCCAGGAUGCCUGUCCAUUCUGUUGAUGUUAUAGCUGUGAAGAACUCACAGGCCUGUAGAAUCUUGGAUAGGAGCCCCAAAGUCUCCCUGCCGCUCAUGGUGGUGGACAUGAACUAAGUACAUGCAGGAUCACCUCCUACGUCUGAGGCCAUUCAGCCACAAGUGGACAUUCCUGAUCACAUGGACAAACAGCUGUCUGAGAUGUUGAUGAAUCAAACUCUACUUUAGAUGAUGCAUUUGAGUCUCCUCUUGGUUUGCCCAUGGUCUCCUACAGAAUUCAUGCAGAAGGUGGAUCUGCAAGGUCUUGAGCCAUCACUGGGCGAAAAGAAAGAGCUUUCAGGCUCUCUAUCUUCUGAGAGUAUCCUGCCGUUCACCAGUCUGGGACUUGCCGACACUCAAAGGGAAAUGACUACUGAGCCUGCCGAUGCCUUCUCCUGCUCUGCUUACUGAGACUCCAUCGACUGGAAUGUCCCACAACAUCUUGCCACCGUGAGAAAGCAGGUCUCAGCCUCUCAGCCUACUCCUAAGAGCACAUGUGCAUCUGACCAAAUUCACCCUGAAAUCACUGUCUUCGGAACAUCAGAAAGG